GUCUUCUAUGGGAGAGAUCCUGGAGCGUCUGGUUGUUUAUUGUGUUUUUAAAAAGAUAAAGGGAAAAGCCCAGAGUUGAAUAAACGCGGGGAAAAUGAACCGAAUAUUCGGACGCGGGAAACCGAACGCGCCUCCUCCCAACCUGUCGGACUGUAUUGGCACUGUGGAUGCCAGGUCCGAGUCCAUGGAGAAGAAGAUUGGCCGACUUGACGCUGAGCUCCUUAAGUACAAGGAUCAGAUGAAGAAGAUGAGAGAUGGCCCCUCCAAGAACAUGGUGAAACAGAAGGCGCUGAGAGUGCUGAAGCAGAAGAGAAUGUAUGAAGGUCAGAGGGAGCAGCUGGCUCAGCAGUCUUUCAACAUGGAGCAGGCGAACUACACGAUCCAGACCCUAAAGGACACUAAAAAUACAGUGGAGGCCAUGAAGAUCGGUGCAAAGGAAAUGAAGAGGGCUUACAAGGACGUCAAAGUUGAUCAGAUUGAUGAUUUACAGGAUCAACUGGGGGACAUGAUGGAAGAUGCCAACGAGGUCCAAGAGGCCCUGAGCCGCAACUACGGCACUCCAGAGAUAGACGAGGAGGAUCUGGAAGCAGAGCUGGACGCUCUGGGUGAUGAGCUGCUGCUGGAUGAUGACAACUCCUACCUGGAUGAGGCUUCGGCUGCUCCGUCAAUCCCUGAGGGAAUCCCCAGUGACAGCAAGACAAACAAGGACGGAGUGUUGGUGGAUGAGUUCGGCCUCCCACAGAUUCCUGCCACAUAAACCGGGAGCGGGUUGAAACGACUGCACUUCACCUGAAAACACUUUUAUAUGUAGAGUAACACUAAAUACAGUGGAAAUGGCUAAUAGUGAUCACGUUUGUCCUGGGGAAAACGUAUCACUAUAAGCGGUUGAUUUCUAUAACAGAAUUGCGUAGCUUCUGUAUGAUAGUCCCGGAAUUUGAGGGAAAGGUAACAUUGCACUAUUGUGUAUGUGUGAGCACACACACACACACACGUCCACACUGACUCGGCUGCUCCGCUGGCAGGUGGAAACUGUCCAAACAGGAAAAGACCCUAAAUGAACACUGUAAGCAUUUGUAGGGGAGAGCGGGGUAUUGUGGGACAUUUUUUACAUUUGCUCCCCUCUAGGCGAGCUAAAAUGAUAUAUCAGUAAAAUUUACAAAUAUCCCAUUAAUUCAGGAUGUUUUCUAGAAAUGGAAAUGAUCAGAAUGUCUUCAGGACAAAGGGCAGUGAAAAUAUGAUUGUUUUAAAAAAAGUGGUCUUGUGUCCCACUUUGCCCCAGCUACGGGGUAAAGUGGUAACAACACAUGUUGUAAUAGUUAAAAUCCCAACAGCUAGAUUGACAACCACUAAUAUCGGACUUGUAACAGAAUCAUGGGGAUUGGUCAAUUAAGCACAUUUAUGAUUAUUAUGAUUCAUGUGAUCUCUUGCACACCC
Platichthys flesus (European flounder) is the source of this 1434-nucleotide messenger RNA. Its product is annotated as charged multivesicular body protein 5. Gene Ontology annotation, biological process: late endosome to vacuole transport via multivesicular body sorting pathway; vesicle budding from membrane. Bases 95 to 757 code for a protein of 220 amino acids. Gene Ontology annotation, cellular component: multivesicular body. Lineage: Eukaryota; Metazoa; Chordata; Actinopteri; Pleuronectiformes; Pleuronectidae. The transcript is spliced from 8 exons. The record is from RefSeq and is a predicted model, not a curated record.